Mytilus californianus (California mussel) is the source of this 6906-nucleotide messenger RNA. Its product is annotated as reversion-inducing cysteine-rich protein with Kazal motifs-like. Gene Ontology annotation, cellular component: plasma membrane. NCBI's taxonomy places the organism in Eukaryota, Metazoa, Mollusca, Bivalvia, Mytilida, Mytilidae. The transcript has 23 exons. Gene Ontology annotation, biological process: extracellular matrix organization. The record is from RefSeq and is a predicted model, not a curated record. Gene Ontology annotation, molecular function: protein binding; metalloendopeptidase inhibitor activity. The coding region runs from base 111 to 2999 and encodes 962 amino acids.
UUGAACAGAACAGCCCAUUGUUGUAGAUUUUAACGUCGUCGGUAAAUGCACACAACGUGCAAGUGGAUUUAAGAUAUUUUCAGUUUAAUCAUGAAUUACGUUGGGGAAAGAUGUUCGGAUUUACCAACAUGAUUUGGUUUUGUGUUUUUAUAUUUUCAGUCGUUCACAAUUCACAGUCUCUGGCAUUUUCAUGCUGUGAUACAGUGAAAGAGGAGGGAUGCAAACGCGCAUGCAAGCAGAUGGUAAUAACAGGCAACCAGAUUGAACAGAUAGAGCAGAUUAUUAAGACAUCUAAACAGUGUAGGUCAGAUCAGAUUGAGUUUUGGCGUUGUGUGAAUACAUCUGUUCCAGUUGCCCAUAGUAUAUCCCAGUGGAAUGGGAGAGCUUGUUGUGAUCUUGCUGUAAAAAGACAAUGUAAAGAGGCAUGCCAACAGUCAACAUCAAUAGAAGAAGUGGAAGAAAAAUGUAGUAAAAGUACAGAACAUCGAUUAUUUAGCUGUCUGGACAAAGAGGAGGAUGGUGCUAGAUGUUGCAGAUCUUCAAGCGAUUAUAGUUGUCAACUGGUCUGUCAAGGGAUGUUUGCUAUGGAGAGUAUGACACGACAGGAACAAAGACAAACAUUACGUGGACAGUGUCAUAGUACAAGCAGGACUAUUAUGCAGUGUUUACAACAUAAAGUCAAAUCACCAAGAGAUAGUAAUCCUAUAGAUAGUUUACCAUGUUGUUCAGUGGCUUCUGAUGAAGAAUGUAGAAAGACGUGUGUAAAAACACUAAUGACAAUGAAAAAUAAUGAACAGAUUGUAGCUGAACUAAUUAAAACAUGUGGACCUGCUUUACCUUAUGUGCCUAUCUGGGGAUGUUUUCUAUCUAACAACAGCCCUGACCCCCCAGUAGAACCUAAGAUAAUGGAUGGAUCUAGAUUACAUUGUUGCUCUAAAGCAGCUACAGAGAGAUGUAUGAACCUGUGUUCUAAGACUUUUAACACAGAGUGGUACAGCACUUGGAGAGAUUUUAACUCCAGAUGCCAAGACUUGUCUCUACCAGUAUCUAUGACUGAAGCAGCCAUGCUAAACUGUCUAGAUGAAGUGGAAGAACCAUGUAAGCUUGGUUGUAGCGGCCUUAAAUUUUGUAAAAGUUUCAACUUCCGUCCAACCCAACCUUUCAGGAGUUGUAAUGCCCAGGCUGACUCUGCAGCUGAGAAAGAAAUCAUAGAAUGGGAAAAAGGCAAUUUGAGACUUCCACAAAUGAUCAUUCCAGUGAAAGACAUUCGAGAAUGUGAGCCAGAGAUUUGGAAAGCUAUAGCUUGUGCCCUCCAUACUAAACCCUGUCACAAAAAGCCUUCACAUCUUCCUCUAUGCAGAAAUGAAUGUAUGUAUAUAUUAAACAAAUGUGUAGACCAUAGCAGAUUACAGAAAGGACAGACUGUCCAACAUCUGUGUAACAAACUAUCAGCUGAUGAAACACCUGGAUCAUGUAUAUCACUCAUGCCAUAUAUAACAGAUCCUGCUCCAAAGAUUAAUCUACAGGAAGUAACAACCCCGUGUAACCCUAACCCUUGUCCUGAAGAAGAAACCUGUUGGGUGAAUAGGAGGAAAUGUCGACAUCCAGAAAGUUGUUCACCUUACGUCUGUCAUAAAGCUUGUAGAAUGGGAGAUAUAUCAAGUGUACUGGUACCUCGUCAUUCCUAUGUCAGAAUACCAUUGUAUGUUGAGGGACAGGCAAAUGUUAGAUGUUUUGAACAUCAAGUUUGUGUUUGUGGUCAACAGAACUACCUACAUAGAUGUAAAACUAUACCAUGCUUCAGAAGAGAGAGCUGUGUCCUUGGUCAGACUUCUGUUAUAAAAGAGCAUGGUUCACAAUUUAAGCUUGAUUGUAACCAUUGUAUUUGUAACGAAGGGGAGGUAAUAUGUACCAAGCAUAAAUGUCCAUCCUCAGAAACAAAUGUUCGAUGGAGGGAUCUGCCUUGUGAAUGUUCUAGAGAUUAUCAACCUAGAUGUGGACAUAAUGGCAAGACCUAUCCUAAUCCUUGUCUGGCUGAAAGAUGUGGAAGAUUGAAAAAGAAUGAGUUAAGAGAAGGUUCUUGUUAUUCCUUUGAUGAUUGUCAAGAUAAUCCAUGUGGUGACAAUUACAGGUGCUUACCCAAGAGACAAGUUUGUCUUAGUAUUAAUUAUGAAAGCUGCCCCCAGUAUGAAUGUGUUCCAUUACAUGAGAAAUGUGACCAUCAUUACCAUGACCCAGUAUGUGAUAUUACAGGACAAGAAUAUACCAACCCUUGUCUACUGUUACAACAUAAACGAACCCUCCAUUACAGGGGACAUUGUCAGAGUGACUGUUCUACCUCAGAACCAGUAUGUGGACACAACGGAGAAACUUACCCACAUGAAUGUGCAGCAUUAGCCGCCAGAACUACUAUUGAUUAUUAUGGUGAAUGUAGAGUCAUUGGUCAAUAUAUGGGUAAUGUUUCCAAGACAACAGAUUGUUCAGAUGUCAAGUGUGUACCUGUAAAACCAGCUAAUUGUCGGCCAAUAAUCCCACCAGGGGGCUGUUGUUCUGUAUGUGCUGCUGAAUUACGCAUGUUGUACAGUGUAAAUAUGGUUGAUGUUAUGACAACAUCAAGGCCCUCUGGACCAAUCACCGUCAGCAGCAUUUUAGACGUUCUCUCACAGCAGCUAAUGGUGAGGGAAUGUGAUGUCUUUGGCUACCUCAAUGUAGAAACAGACCUAGUGGUCUUAGUUAAACCUGUAACUGCCUCACCUACUCUAUUACAGCUUGAAGCUUGCAUUAAAGAGACAGAAAGAAUAGAAUACCUCAUUCAAAAUGACAGUCCAUUGUUAAAAUCACAUGUAACAAUGACACCAUUGCUAUUAGCAACACUACGAACUCCUGGAACAGCCCUUUCUAGGGCAGGUGCUCUGUCAGGAGGAGCUGGUGCUCCAUAUCAAUCUGUUUUACUAACAGCAUUACUUGUGAUAGCAUUAGUCAGACUGACGUUUUUGUGAUAAAUACUUAAUUAUAAGCAUUAAAAUUACAAAGAAUCUCAUAUGAGGCUUGUGGUAGCCAUAAUGAAGUUACAAAAGUUAUAAAUAGUUGUGACUUGUUUCAGAAGAUUUAAGAGAUUGGAAUAACGUACCAUUUUUAAAGGACUGAAUGACUAGACCAUAAUUUUCAGUAAUUUUAGCCAUCGCUUUCAAAAUUUGUACAAAAAUAAAAGUCAACUGGUCAGCAUUGCUUUAUACCAACUGAAGAUCCUGCCACCUUAUUGGUAUGUGUUUUGGAACCAGUUUGAAGCUACUGUUUUUAUCACUGCUUUAUGGCUGAAUUUUAGUUAUUUUAUGUUGUUGUUGGUUCGAAGAAGCUGGUAUUUCUAUUUAAGAUUUUAUGAAGUAUUGUUGUUACGUAAAGUUUCUACAAUUUUCUGUUUUUUUUUUGCUUUUAUUUUGUUAAAUAUUGUUAUUAUUAAACAUAUACUUAAAGUCAGGUGCUACAAUGAUAACGGUUACAAUUCUAUAAACUAUGACUGAUACAUUGAUAUACAAAAUAAAUAUACUUAUGUAAUGAAAAUAUGCAUUGAUUUUGCAAGUUAGUCCUUUGAAAUUAAAUUAAGGCACCUAAAGUUAGAUUAAAAUAUGAAGACCUCUAUACUGACAAGCAUUCAAACAGUAUUUAUAUUGAAAGUCAUAGAUUUCAGGGAAAUUGUCAAAAUAGAAGUUAAAGCUGUUCUGAGUGGGGAAAACUUUCUGGUUCAAGUACAUGCACUUAGUCAAUAUUUGGUAAAUUUGAGACAAACUUGCAUUCACUGUAAAACUAUAUUACUUUGUUAUUUACUCCAUGUAUCAUAUAUUGAAAUUGUCAUAAAAGUGUGUCAUAAGCAUCUACUCUAUGUCUCGUUUAAAUAGAAAUAUCGGAAUUUAUAAGGAUAUUAAAUCUGUUAGAUAGGUUGUUUCAUAUUAGUCCUACAAAUCAAAUAGAAUCCUAUUUAUUAAUGUAAAACAUCUUUUCUAAAAAUAAAACAAUUUAACUUCACAAGUUUUCCAUGAUAUAGAUAUCUUUUUUGUUUGAUACUACUAGACUUCAUUGCUAACACAUGUUAAAUCAUAUUUUUCUGUCAUAUUUUUUUCAAAUACGUAUUUUCUACUGGUGCUAAUCAAUCCUGUUGAAAUUGUAAGUCGUGUUAUAUAUGAAAACCUAUUAAAGUACCAGCUCCUUGAUUGUCAAAAUUGAAGAUUAAGGACUUUUUAACAAGUUUGUUAUUUAUUAUUUUAGAGCCAUCAGUAUAUUUUUAUUUGAAAUGUUGCCCUUAUAGUUAUUCUUUUCUUUGGUCAACACAUUGGAUGCUAAUUGAAUAGGUGGGCUUAUUUUUAUGGAUAACAAAUCUAGAUUGUAGUUGUUGACAUAUACAUGUGAUUUUAUAAUACUCCUCAGAAAAUGUGAAAGUUCAUACUGUCUUUAGUUUGAUAAACUCUAUUAAUUCAUUUAUCGCCAAAACUGGUAAUUAUUUGAAGAGAUUUACAUAUGCCAUUGCAAAAUUGACAUGGGAAUUUAAUUUAUUUGUUUGAAUUUCUAAUUAGUUUAAUUUGAGUGCCACUGAAGUUUUAAAACUUGCUUCUUGUGUACUAUUAAAAUUAUUAUUCUUGUGUCUGGGUUUUUUUAAUAUAUUUUUAAAUGGCAUAAUCUAUAAAUUGCUUUUUACCUCUGGUAUAAUUUACCACAGAGGGGUAGCAAUCAAUAAAUCCUAAGGAAAGACAUACAGCUCAAUGGCAAAAGGAAAAUGGUAAAUACACAAAACUAGUGACAUAACUCCAAAAUCUUAUUGAAACUAAUUGUAAAAAUUGAAUUGAAAUUUGACACUAUACAUAAUGUUUUCAUUUUUUAAAAUGCUGAUAGAAAACUUUGUCUAUUUUCUGUCUCUUAACAUAGCAAUUUUUCACUUACUACACUGUUCUUUUGCUGUAUGAAACAUUAUGAUAGCAAAAUACCUGCUUCUGUUUUUACAGAGGGAUAUCUUUACCCACCAGAAUCAACUUAUGUACUACCAUUUAAUCUCAUUAGCAUGUCGGUUUAGUGUAUCUUGUUAUGUUUAUUUAUUAUGUUUUAUUGUCAUUUAUCUGAAAUAAACAGCAUUUUAAAAGAUGGUUACCAAAUAUUUAUAUGUAAAUAUAUUUAAUAUGAUUAAUGCAUUAUAAAUGCAAGUAAAGUAUAUUUGUGUUUAUAUAAUGAAUUGUAAAAUGGCAUUUUAUUGUAUGUUUAUAUGUUCUACUUGGUAAAUGAUUUUACUUUUAAUAACAAUACAGAAACAUUGUUCAGAUACAAUUAAACGUCUGCAUCUCCUAGCUAACAGUUUUUGUCUCAUACAAUUUGUGUGUCUGCAAAUAUGGGUUAACUAAGAAUUAUUUUUAAGUCAAUGCUGUGUUUGUACAGUUCUAUGAUAAUCAAACCUUCAAAGGGUUAUGUCAUCUAACCAUCUUAAUAUAUAAUUUAAAAACAUAGAAUUAAGAUAAGUUCAUUCCAUUAAUAAUGCAGACCAUUUCUGUGAUGAUAGAAUCUGAAAUUAUCAGUAGUAGCAACAUUGAAUGACAGGUUGCAAAAAUUUGAGAAUUAUGGGUAAUGUGUAUAAAAUAUUUUGCAGCUUACUAGAAUACAAAAGUUAUGUUUUCUCCAAGAAUAUUUGUGAAAUCUAUUUUUGGGCAUGAGUGUACAUUGUAGAACUGUUUGUGCCAUAGUGUUAAUUGUUAUUGCUGUGAUAUUUAAAUGUUUCUAAUUAAUUUUGUUCUACUUACUGUAGAAAGUGCUAAAUCAUUCAGCGUGGAUUUUUUUUAUUAGUGCUGGAAAUAUUCUACAAAUUUUAUAAUUGAUUUUAAUUUUUUAUUAAGGACAGUGAUUUGUAAGACACAAAACAUAAUUUUAUACAUGCCUGAUGUUUAAAUAUGCUGCUUGAAAAAAAUGUUUAAUACUUUUUUCAAAAUUACAUCUCAUAUAUUUUUUAUUUCUUUCUGACUAUAAAACAUUAAAUUUGACUGUUGCAGAUUUGCAUCAUUGAGAGUUCUUAAUCUGGAAAAUUUUGAUUUGAUCAGAUGAAAAAAUAUAAAGUAAUUCAUCCCGUUUUAUCAAUUAAGUUCAGAAUUACAGAAUUAAAGUCUAAAUAUUAUGAUAAUGAAAGUGUUGAAAUAUCCAUACAAACUUUGUUAUUUUCACGGACUUGUAAGAUAGGUGAAAUCUUUUUGUACAUAGACACAAUUUUUAUAUUAUUUUAUUUAUAACUGUGUACAUUUUUAAUCUGUAUAAGGUUAUAUAAACGAACCAAAGAACUUGUAAGCAUUGUAUGAUUAUUUGCACAAUAUUUGAAAGGUUUGUGCCUGACUGCAUGUAAUUUUUUGUGUGCUUGCUAUGAACUUGAGAUGAAUGUUGGGUUGAGUGUUUUAAAAGUGAAAUGACUGUGACAAGAUGACAAAAAAUUAGAAUAAUUACAAAAUAUUUAUAAAACUGAAUGGCUUUCAUAAACCCUUGCAAUCUUAUUGGUUCAGAAUAAUGACACAACUUUCAAGUUAAUUGAUUUUAAACACAAAACUUUGAGACCGUUGAAUAGUCAUGAUGAUUUAACAAUAGCCAAUUGCAUAAGAGUAAUCAAAGUUAUUAUGGUUUUAAAACUAAAAUGGGAGUGUGAUUUUUUUUCGUUAAAUAUCUGUAUAUAUGGAAAAAGACAUGCAAGGUGUUUAUUUUUAAGUAUGACCGAACAAGUGCUGUAUUUUUGUACAUCAGUAUGAAUGUUGUGCACAUUCUACGUUGCAUCUAGUCAUAAAAUAUCAUAGUGGACUAUGCAAUGUGUCAUUGCUUUGUAUAUAUAUCAUUCUGUUAUCAUAUCUAUUGUUACAAUGAAGGAGAAAAAAUAAAGUUAUUUUGUUGUGUAAA